Messenger RNA from Diachasmimorpha longicaudata, 1267 nucleotides. RefSeq lists its product as uncharacterized. Bases 85 to 1020 code for a protein of 311 amino acids. Lineage: Eukaryota; Metazoa; Arthropoda; Insecta; Hymenoptera; Braconidae. The transcript has 6 exons. The record is from RefSeq and is a predicted model, not a curated record.
UUCCCACCGACAUCCAAUAAUUGCGUGAUGUAUAAAAUGACUUGAUCUAACACUGGGAGUUUCAUAGCGAUUGAGACUAUCACCAUGAACGGCCAGAUUGGUGCUUUUCUCUGUACCCUCUGCAUCACCUUGACGGUGGCACUUCCGACUUUGAAGCCAGGAUGUACCGUGGACAAGUGUGCUGGACCGAUAAAGUACUACAACGACAUCGGAUGCGAACCAGUCUACAAAGAUCCUGAGGAUUGUUGUCCCCUGAGGUACAACUGUGAUCACUUGAACACCAGAUCGGAUGAUAAAUGUUACGCUUUUGGCCACGAAUACAAUCCAACAGAAGACCUUAGGGAUGAGGAUAAGGGCUGUAACCGGCACUGUACGUGUAUCAAACCCGAUGAUAACCCGGCGCGGUUUUCAUGCGCUCUUCACGCAGUUCCAUACAUCCCGAUAACGCCAGGUUGCUUCCGACCUCAAGAUGCUACCGCGUGUGCGCCAGGACCCGAGACUUGCCCUCCAAAUCCAGAGGAUAUUGCCAAGUGUGAAGUAGAUGGAAAGACCUAUCUCCAUGGGCAAUACUUCCAGCCAGAGGGAGAGCCCCGAAAAUCCUGUUAUUGCGGUCCCGAUUACAAAGGUGAAAAUGUGGCACCUUUCUGCAAGGAUUAUAGUCUUGAGAAUUGCGGAAUUGAACUGUGGAAUGGAGACAACAUUCGAAACCGUUGUGCCCCAGUUUUCAGUAUGAGUCAAGAUCCCAGGUUGGAUUGUCAUCACGAUUGGCGUUGUCAGGAAGACGGCGACAAAGUUGAACCGAGAGACGAUGUAAUUCCAGAUCCUCCAGGAAUAUCAAUGGAUUGUCAGAUUGGUAAUUUCACAAUGAAAUUUGGAGAUGAAGUCAAUCACGUCUCAGGGGACUCCUGCAUUAAAUGUAGAUGUGAUCUUCCACCACUGCCCACUUGCGCUGCGAUGCCUAAGGCGAUUUGUUCCAUGACAGCUGCUGAUCUCGAGGAUUCUGAUGAGAAGAAGUCAUGAUUCCAUUGCAUAUUCUCCAAAUGCAUUUCCUAUCGCGAAUAUUUGGAGAUGAAAAUUUAUUAAAAAUUUAGUGACUUCAAAUGAAACUCUCGAAGCAAUCUUAUUUUGAAAUAGAAUAAUAAAAUUUCCAAAUGAUUGAGACAAUGCCUCUAUCAACAUUCGAGAUAAUACGUAUUCAAUACAGAAUUGUUUGCAAACAUUCCCAAACGAAAACAUUACUUGCAGAAAUACAGAAAUUGAGAGAUAA